AUGUCGUACAGUUCUGGCCAUCACAUGCCACACGAUACUUCUUCAAACUUAUCACAUACCAAUGCUGGUGCCUAUGGUCGACCUCCGCGAUCCCAAAUUGCGAGACUACUCAAUCACACCCCUAGAAGCAGAACCUCGUCAUUCUCAGAUGCCGAAGAUAUUGGCCAGGUGUCAGCGCCUUUGGCUAUCAAGCGAUCUAGCAGUCGUGGAAAUCGCCUGUCCAUGCUUCCGCGCCCUAGUAUUGGUAGCACAACAUCUCCAAUCACGCCAGUGUCGGCUUCUUCCCAGAAUUCUACCCAGACAAUUCCCUCCUCGCUUUCAAGCCUGGAGAUUAAGAACCCCUCGCUUUUCGUUGCUGGACAACAAUUACCCCCGCCAAAACGAACACGGAAUGUUCUUCGAAGGAAGGCACCGACAAUAGGGAAACAUGUGGAGCAGUUGCACUCUGACAAGCUUAGCCUUGUUAUUCCGCAAGAGUCCCAUUCUCUAGUUAUGAACAAUGUGUCAGGACACGAAACUUCGACAUCCUCACUUUCGGCGCAAUCGGCUUCCUCUUACAAACCAACCCACAAGAAUGACAGUAAUGUGGCGGUUAACUCUGUGAGGUCUAAGUUCAAUGGCCCGGAGGAGUUGGCAAGUCUUCGAACGACAGUUGAUACGCAAAAUUUGCCAGCGCAUCCCACACCCUUUUUAUUGUCAAGUAGCCCCUCGACAAGAUACUCGCAGUCACCGAGUAUUUGGAGUCGGGGGUCUACCCCAACAUCAUUAUCAUCAUAUUCUCCCGGUAUUACAAAGAUUGGUCGUCUGAGACAACCAAGCCCGUCUCAAACAAGGUUACCUGUCUUCUCUCCUUCGCCGCCACAUGCAAGCCCUCCGCAAGAGAGGCCGGAGCCGAAAACUCAGAAACGGGUACUUCCUACAAAGCCUUCUAGCGCAGGCUCAGUAGGAACCGGCAAAGGCCAGAAAGUGCCACCGUCUAAAUCCCCCUCUGCAGUACCCCGAGGCCCACCUCGCAGUCCGCCGCCGAGAAAGUCAUCAGUCAAUUUCAGCCCCCCCAAAGCCCCCGAAAUCGACGUUGAGCAGGCCCGGAGGGAAGUUGAGGAAGCAGAGAGGCGUCUGUUUGAGCCACUCAAGGCAAUGGAAUGUUCCCCCACACGGAAUGGGGAGACACCGCAAACCCCACCACGACCGAGCAGAGAUGGAACGCAUCGUUUGCACCUUGAAACAUCACCGAUUGUUCAAAGCAAUCUACGGUAUAUUAGAACAACAGGCCAUACAAGACGCGAGUCGAUAGAAAAGAUCCUAGCGACACAACGUCCACAUCCAACUCCCAACCCGUCUGCCGCUGCAUCAAUCGACUCGCUGCAAUCAAGAAGCAUCUCCCAAGCCCCUUCCCAGGGUGGCAGUUCUUCUGUACUAUCUAAAAAGCCACCUCGGACGUUGACUAAAGUAACUUCCAACGAGAAGCCGGAUUCAAAGCCAAUAGCAACACCAAAACGAUUCGGUAUUUUCACAAAGAAGUCCAAGCCAGACAUGUCAGAUAAUUCGACGGAGCAAGCUCGAGCAACUCGCAAAGGUCCAGCCGCGGGGACAGGUCACGAGGGAUACGGAAAAUACGGACAGCGUGGCCGUAAAGCAAGCGGUAGUAGUAGUAGUGGGACAAGAACCAGAUCAACAAGCACGACACGGAGUGCCGCCAGCAAAGGGAGUCAAUCGAGUCACCCGGAGUUGGACAUUGACGACUUUUUAAUGAGCCGUUUGGAGCCUGUCAUCAUCAAUGGCGGUGGACUAGACGGUGCGUCGUUAUCACGAACACAAAGCGAGCAGAGUUUCAGCAGCAUAAGCGUUGCAUCGACUUCGAACUUGCCGCGGCAAACUCUGCUAUCAUACUCGACUAGCCAGUCUACCGAAUCUCUCGCGACUUCGACAGGAACGUUCGGUGAGACUAUUACGCCAAGUUAUUCUAAUGGCAACAGGCCGAUGGGAAGCAAAAGCUCUGAGCACCAAUCUAAGACGAGUGAUCGUCCAAAUGCAUUGAAGUCACGCAUGCCCGUCCCAAGCGGGAAGGGACAUGCCAUGUUUGACAACCCCCAGGCUGCUGUCACAAACAUAUCUCUUCCUAGUCACGAGAAAAUUACUACCACCUCAUACCAACCGAAGCGUACUCAAAAGUCCCCGGAAAAAAUGCUCAAGCCUGAGCACAUUGAGAAACAAGGCAAGAAAGGAAAGACAUCUAUGUGGAACUUCUUCCAGAAGAACCGUGACAACGAAAAGAAGAUUUCAAUUCCUCCAAUGGCUUCAUCCCAAACCGCGAAACUUCAUGCGGCGAUCUCCCCGGUUGUGAACAGUCGGCCCAUUGCCCAUUACGCCUUGGUGGAUGCCGAUUCAGAUGAGCUCGAUGAAAUCAUCACCAACAUCGAAGACUCACCACCAACAGAGGAGGAAACAAUUUUCCACCCCGUGGAAGUUCCAAGAGGCUUGAGCAUCAGAAAAAGAAAGCCGUCAAUUCUAUUGCCAUCUCCGCCAAAAAUGCAUGGCGAAUUUGAAAAUGAUGAUCGCCCAUCGCCGAGGACUGCCAUGUUUAACCGCAACCUUAUGGCCCCGGAACUCGAGACGUCCCCUGAACAACGUCCAAGACGCUUGGCCUCUAUCGGUCGGAUUCCACCGGUAGUCUCACGACGCGAUAGACACCACCAACCUGCCAUGCAGUCCUUCUCACGUCCGUUCAGUGUUGUCGAAUCUCCUUCCCUCACGAUUCCAACGACACAAAGCUCAUACGAAUCUCCACCUAUCGCCAAUGUUCCCUUGGAUAUUGGGGUUGGUCCAAGCGUAUCUUCUGGCUGGGGUCAUGGGUUCAACCCGACGUUUAGCGCUUCCGAGCAGACCAGCGCUUUGGAGUUCCUUGCUGGACCGUUCACAACCUAUGAGUUUCUUCGAUUUCCACCAAAGAAAGGCUCAACAUCGUCAGAUAGCUCUGGAGCUCUGGCUGCAGUUACAGCCGUGGCCCCGGUUCCAGGCUCCCCACCAACUGAGGACGAGGUGUGGAACGAGUACAAUGAUCUUAUUGAUCAUGUUCUAUCUCCAGAUGAACUGAAGCCUGAGGAACCGGCAAAGACUGUAGAGGAAGGCAGAUUUGAACUUGCAACGAUGGCGAGCAGGGCUCUUCAGGACGAGUUAAAUAACACCAAUCAUCCCCAGUCAGUACCUGGUGGCAAUUCAGUCCGCUCGAGUGGCAGCUCCGUUCAUCUUCGCCGUUCUCAGAUUGUCUCUGCUUUGCAAUCAUCUACCGCUCCUUCGUCUCAGCCGUCUUACAGUGAUCUCGUUGCUGGAUAUAGAGGCUCAAAUGAGGAGAAGACCCAGAAGACGCAGGCCGACGAUCCUACCAAAAAGCCUUCAACGGACCACCGACGUGAACAGCAGUCUACGUUUCUCAACUCCCUUGCUGCUGUCCCUUCGCCCAGGCCAAAGUUCCACCGAGAACGAGAAGCCGCAUCUCCGGAGCGUGAGUGGGACGCAGUGACACAGACUAACAUGCGUUCUGCUUCUCUCAUGACUAGUCGUUGGUUGUCUUUCGGCCGGGUCCUUUUCAGCCCAGCGCAUAACCACGUCAAGGCUGGAAGCCAAGGGCGAAUUCUUGUGGUCGACGGACUAGGAAAUGACGACUGGUCUUUCUACUGUUCCUUGACGUAUCCGGAUGCCGAGGUAUACAGCUUGGGUGGACGUCCUGUAUCCACGGCACCUCCCCACCCCGCUGCAUGGCACCCCCCUACCAACCAUCACACUGUGUAUCACGCCGGACUGGGUAACCCUCUCCCCUUCCCAAAGGACUACUUCACAGUCGCCGUGCUACGAUUCCCCACUGUUUGCUCCGAAGCCGUCCAAGGCAACAUCAUCCAAGAAUGCAAACGUGUCCUACGCACCGGAGGGUAUCUCGAAAUGAGCCUCUUAGACCGCGACAUGGUUCAUAUGGGACCUCGCACGCGCAAAGCUAUCCGCCAACUAAAAGAAAUGACCUGUCUCUCAGACCCGACCCUCAGCCUAAAGCCAACCAGCGAUAGCGUCCAACGCGAGCUCGGCACCCAGGGCUUCGACAGUCUCCGCCGCUGCAUGGUCCGAAUUCCAGUAGCAGGCAUGGUCGUCCGAUCUUCCGACUCCAGCUCGUCAGCACACUCCAUUUCAACAGCUACCCCCUCCACUGCAUUUUCGCUACCUACCAUAUCCGUCACAACUGCAAGUGGUAGCCAAGGCAGGGGAACUGCCUCGAAAUCUCCCUCGAAUGAUACGAACAUCUCUCUCGGUGAUUUGCUUUCCGAUCCUUCCCCGUCUCCGGCAAACGACGAGUCAAUCGCUAAGAUCGUUGCCCGUGUCGGACGAUGGUGGUACUCAAAAUGCUACGAGGAUCCAAUUGUCUCGAAUGUAAAUUCUCAGGAUCCGAGUAUCUGGAAUGACCGCAAAGUACUCCGCGAGUGCCAGAAGCGCGGCACCGGAUUCCGAAUGUUCAUUGCAUACGCUCAGAAGCCUAGUGAGGUUCCGCGACGCACAGCGAGUGUGUAG
Penicillium robsamsonii is the source of this 4554-nucleotide messenger RNA. RefSeq lists its product as uncharacterized. The record is from RefSeq and is a predicted model, not a curated record. Lineage: Eukaryota; Fungi; Ascomycota; Eurotiomycetes; Eurotiales; Aspergillaceae. The coding region runs from base 1 to 4554 and encodes 1517 amino acids. The transcript has a single exon.